UGUUCCAUGAUUGGACAAGGAGGGCUGCCAAUCAGAAAUUGUUUCAUUCCUUUCCGUUCUAUACUUGACGUGAAGCGUUAGCUUUUGCAUAUGUGUUUCAGUAUGGGCAGCUAGAAAGAGCAGGGCGGUUUUUAGUAUCAUAAGUUUCUUAAAAAGAACACAUAUCUAAAAAAACAACAACAAGGACAUCGAUUCCAAAUGGCUAGAUAUAUUCACUAGCGUAGGACGAAAGCAGACAAGAUUUUAGACUUUUUUAAAAAUUAUUAUUUUUUACUAUUACUAUUUUUUGUAUCGAUAAAAUGCCAACUGCAACUAUUUUGCCUUUCACUACUCCGAGUAGGAAGUCUGUAAGCCCCAGCUCUUUCCGACUCACGGAGAAAUUUAUUUUGCUUUUAGUUUUCAGCGCUUUUGUCACUCUGUGUUUCGGUGCAUUUUUCUUUUUGCCGGAUUCAUCUAAGCUGCUGAGCGGAGUGUUUUUCCAUUCUUCCUCUGUGGAGACUAACACAAAAACAGGCACAGACAGCGAUGGUAUCCACGGGGCUGGCAAUGAUGAAAACAAGUUAUCAAGGAUCCGAAAAGAUCACGAGAAGGCUCUGAGCGAAGCGAAGGACACCCUGCAGAAGCGACCAGACGAGAUCCAACGAGAAAUUCAGAACGAGAAGGAAAACGUUAUUAACAAUGUAUUUGUUAACAGAGGAGACGGUGACAGUUUGCCCAAAAUUAACUUUCAGAAGCCACCGGGAGCAGCAGGGCGUGAACCUUCAGACCCGGAAACCAAAGAAAAAAGGGCAAAAAUAAAAGAGAUGAUGAAAUUUGCCUGGGAUAAUUACAAACAAUAUGCUUGGGGAGUGAAUGAGCUGAAGCCUGUCUCAAAACAAGGACAUUCAAGCAAUUUAUUUGGUAGCAUUCAAGGAGCUACGAUAGUGGAUGCACUUGAUAGCCUGUACAUCAUGGAUAUGCAGGAUGAGUUUAAAGCUGCCACAGAUUGGGUUGAGAAGAGUUUAAACUUCAAUGUGAAUGCUGAAAUAUCGGUCUUCGAAGUAAACAUCCGGUUUGUUGGUGGACUUCUAUCAGCCUAUUAUCUCUCGGGAGAAGAGGUAUUCAGGAAGAAAGCAGUUGAACUAGGAGAGAAGCUGUUGCCAGCCUUCAAUACCCCCACUGGAAUCCCCUGGGCCCUGCUUAAUAUUAAGAGUGGAAUAGGCAGAAAUUGGCCCUGGGCAUCAGGAGGUAGCAGCAUCUUGGCUGAGUUUGGAACUCUCCAUUUAGAAUUCAUGCAUCUGAGUGAACUCUCUGGGAAGCCUGUAUUUGCUGAGAAGGUAAUGAACAUUCGAAAAGUUUUGAACCGUUUGGAAAAACCACAAGGCUUAUACCCGAACUACCUAAAUCCUAACAGUGGACAAUGGGGCCAGCAUCACGUAUCAGUUGGAGGUCUUGGGGAUAGUUUUUAUGAGUAUUUGCUCAAGGCAUGGCUGAUGUCAGACAAGACAGAUGAAGAAGUCAAGAAAAUGUAUUACGACUCCAUUCAGGCCAUCGAGUCGCACUUAAUCAGAAAAUCCAGCGGGGGCUUUACCUAUAUUGCAGAGUGGAAGGGAGGCUUGCUAGAACACAAAAUGGGUCAUCUGACGUGCUUUGCUGGAGGCAUGUUUGCACUUGGGGCAGAUGGGGCACCAGAUGAGAAAACUGGACACCAAAUGGAACUGGCUGCUGAAAUCGCACGCACAUGUCAUGAGUCGUAUUCCCGCACCACUCUGAAAUUGGGACCAGAAGCCUUCCGGUUCGACGGAGGUGUUGAAGCCAUUGCCACGAGGCAGAACGAGAAGUACUUCAUCUUGCGACCGGAGGUUAUUGAGACGUACUUGUACAUGUGGAGGUUUACUCACGACCCCAAGUACAGGCAGUGGGGCUGGGAAGCAGUGCAGGCACUGGAGCAGUACUGCAAAGUAAAUGGAGGAUAUUCUGGGAUUAGAGAUGUUUACGCCAGUCGCCCAAGCCAUGAUGAUGUGCAGCAAAGCUUUUUCUUGGCAGAAACACUCAAAUAUCUGUACCUGCUGUUUUCAGAAGAUGAUCACCUUCCUUUUGAACACUGGGUUUUCAAUACAGAAGCGCAUCCACUUCCAGUCAUCAGGAAAGAAAAUAUUAAGAAACCAGAAGUGUAGAAAACCAGCAACGUCUUCCAUAAAUGAUGGCAUCUCUACAAGGCAGAUGACAGACUUCUCCACUCUUCACUCUACUGUCUUGUAACAUACAUUGAAUCUGAGAAGAAACUGGAUCAAAUUUGGGGUUAUUACAUUUAGUUAAUCUUGUCCCUGAAACUCAUUAGAACUAAGGUAAGUGUAUAGGAUUUCCCCCCCAGCCUUACAUAAUUUAAUUGCAGUCUGCAUGUUCCCUGUAUUUUUUAAUAGAAGUCUUUGACUAUAGAGAUAGACUGCAAGAUUCUUUCCUCCUCUGUGAGGAGAUGGAGGCUGCUUUCAGCUGUAAUUUUUGUUGCAUUUCAAAAAAGCCAUAAUGAGCUAGAAAGCUUUAUCAUUCACAAAGACAUUUUUCCCUGUUGAUUUUGUCUCAUUUUCUGUCUGUGGUGUCCACUGAACAUCAAAGACAACAGAUGACUAAAACUGUCUUUAAAAUGUUUUUAUUGAUUACGGUAUGUUUUCUUUUUCUAAGAUCACCUUUUUAAUAUGAAGCACUGGGUCUGUGUUUUAAUAAUGGUAACCACAGUGCACAGCCAUUGUAUCCAAUCACAUUAAAUAGGGCCUUAUCUGUCUCUUUCAGAAUAAUAAGUCAUACACAUUCACGUUGCCGAGUUCAUUGUUUUUGUUGGAAAGAAAUUAUUGCUGCUUUUAAGUUCUGUGUGUAGUGGUGUGAUUUAGGCUACUGUGGCUUUGUUCAUAAACCCACACUGCCACCCACUGGAACUCUGAAAUGAGUACAUCAACCCCAAGAUUAGGCUGGUCACCCCAUAUGCGACUGCAAAGUAGGAAAUAUAAUAUUUAUUGGAAAAAUACCUUUACAAACUCUCAGUGCUUGCCUCCCAAAGACAGUGUAGUAAUGAGGCGACGGUAUGCCAUUGUGUCCCUUUGCUAAAGAAUGCAGAUGCAGUAUACCAAUUUGAAAAAAAAAAUGUUCACAGAUUAAGAAUCAUGGAAUAUUUUAUUGUAAAAUUCUUCAUAAUUUUUUCUGUGUCAUAAAUCUACAUAUUUCUGUUAAGCAAUUCGGUGGCAAGAUUGUAUCAAAUAUUUUUUAUGGAGUUUUACAAAGGAAGAUGUUGGAUUAUGAAUGAAAAGGGGAAAAUAUUAGUGAAUUUUACUGAAUGAAUGAGUAAAUGAAAGAAAUUAAUGAUGAGGAUUUGCAUUUCAAUUAUGUUUUUUUUUUUUUUGGGGGGUGGGGGGGUUGUUUGUUUGUUUGUUUGUUUAAUUUAUCCUGGAAAGCACAAGCUUCUUGGUUUUAUAAAGUGUGGUAUUUUGUUGUGAGAACCUAGUUGGUGUAAAAAAAGCACAAUUAGGAAACCAUUUAAUUAUGAAAUGAAAAUAAAGAGGUGUGAGGAAACAAGUAAUUUGAAUGGACUCAUUGUCCUACACUGGAUUAUUAACUAUUCAGCAAUACAAUGUUUACUGUGUAUAAAGUUCCUAUUAGUAGGCAAGCCAAUACAAUAAAAACCGUAGGUGUUAUAGCCAGAAGGAUGUUUUUUUCAGUUUGUUCUUUGUAAUCUAUAAAAUAUAAACACAACUUAAACACAGCAAUUAAGAUAUCUUGUAGGAAGUAACAAAGACCCUAUUUACAAAGGUUUUAAAAAAAAUAUCUGGCUGUUUUUGGUGGGUUAAAUGUAGUUUGGAUUAUUAGUUUUGAUAUUUAUCAAACUGAUUUUAAACUACUUUUUAACUUUGGUUUCCAUGCAUAGGAAAAUCCAUCAAAGCAGACUUAUUUUACAAUGCAUUAGUAAGGCCUCAUCUAUUGUGUUCAGUUUUGGUCACCUCGUUACAAAAAGGAUUUUGCUGCUCUAGAAAGAGUGCAAAGAAGAGCAACCAGAAUUAUCCUGGGUUUAAAAGGCAUGUCAUAUGCAGACGGCUAAAAUAAUUGAAUCUAUUCAGUCUUGAACAAAGAAGACUACGCUGUGGUCUGAUUCAAGCAUUCAAAAUUCUAAAAGGUUUUGACAAUGUUGACCCAGUGGACUUUUUCGACCUGAAAAAAGAAACAAGGACCAGGGGUCACAAAUUGAGAUUAGAUAAAGGUGCAUUCGGAAACAGAAAAUAGGAGGCACUUUUUUACACAGAGAACUGUGAGGGUCUGGAACCAACUCCCCAGUAAUGUUGAAACUGACACUCUGGGAUCCUUCAAGAAGCUGCUUGACGAGAUUCUGGGAUCAAUAAGCUACUAACAACCAAACGAGCAAGAUGGGCCGAAUGGCCUCCUCUCGUUUGUAAACUUUCUUAUGUUCUUAUCUUUGAGAAAGUUGUCCUUUGUGACUCUUUGUGAAGGGGUGAAGUUACUUCUCAGGUUACUGACCCUUUCUGUUGUUGGUCCAGGGGAUAUUGGAACUAUCUAGACAAAUUCAUAGAAAAAACACAACUUAUUUUGGUUGACCUAAUUUUCUUAAACAUCUGAAGAGAUGCAUUGCUUCAGUUGUCUUUUACAGCAUAUUAUACCUAAUAAAACACACAGCAAACAUGUCAGCCCUCCUGAGGUCUUGGCGCACCAAGUCGCGGACAUGUUUCAGCUGAAAUUUAUAUAUUUUAAGAAUUAUUGUUGAUAAUAUUAUUGUUAAUACUUGUUUAAUUAUUAAAUUACAGUAUUAUUUACAGUUACUGUUCCGGUGCAGGCUACUGCUAGUCUCGUGUUUGUACUGACUAGUAGUUUAGCCAGUGGUUGACUUGCAGGUGGGCAUGCGUGCUAACAUGCCACUAGCAGUAACUGGUUUUAUCGCCCCCGUUCUCACAGUGUCGGUACCGAGGCCCCGUGUCGGCACAGAGUGAGCUACUGCAGCGUUACAGGUUAAAAUAACGCCAGGGUGAGUAGAGUGGUUUAUGUUCGCAGGGGGCGGAGCAGCACUAAAUCACCCUCCUCUGACAAGUGUCUUUGGGUAUAAAGUUUUUCAGGUUUGGGUGUCUUAAGUGGGAACACCCAUUUUGUAAUGGUUAAUAUUCCUAUUUCAGGGAACCAGGGUUAUGAUAAUAACCUAAUGUUUUAUGAGGUGUAAUAUGGAGUAAAUGUCAACGUUCAUUUACUUUUACUAAAUCUGCUUUUAUAUCAUUGUGUGAAAGGAAAUACAUUCCAUAUAGCGCUGUUCCUAAAUGUGUACACAGAUUAUCGCCUUUAUGUUAACAUAGAUGUCUAGGGAUUCAUUGUUUUCAUUUGCAAAUUCCUGCCUGAUGUACUCUUUUAUUCUCAUUUUAGACAUACUUGUGGGUUUUUUGUUUGUUUGUUUUGUUAUUUUAUUAAUUGGAUUAUUACCUGUCUAACUAUAAAGGAAUAAAAACAGAAAGGUUGCAGCUGUAUGUACAGUAGUAAUCUGUUAAAAUGAGCCUAUUAUGUUUCUCUUGGGGUAUGUUCUGUGGUAAUACUGGAAUUUUGUAUGUACUGUAUAGUGUACAGUUAAGUGUCAUUUCCCUGCAUCGGUAGGAAAAAAAAAAAGGGUUUAUUUUCAAAUGCCAGCUAAAAGUAUCUGGUUUUAUGACAUAAACAGGAAUCGUACAGUACAUUUACAAUGGCUUUUUGUGACAUUAUAUUGUUAUGUUUUUGUGAUAUGUGAGUGUACACUAUUGCUGAAUAAUCAUCCCAUUGCACAUACAGUUUCUCUUAAUUUAUAUGCAAUUAAAGGUGUGUGUUUUUGUUUAAUUUCAGUUCAUUAUAUUUGUUUUUAAUAUGUAAAUAUUCCAUUCUGGCAUAUAUGCCUUUCCACCUUUAUAUAAAUCUAUGACGUUACAGAAUAUAUAAUUAAAAAGAGCUGCAAAAUUUAAUAACUAUAUUUGUAACAUUUCUCUAUUGUGAAUAAAAUUCUUUUAAUAAA
Acipenser ruthenus (sterlet) is the source of this 6001-nucleotide messenger RNA. RefSeq names its product mannosyl-oligosaccharide 1,2-alpha-mannosidase IA. Gene Ontology annotation, biological process: N-glycan processing; carbohydrate metabolic process. Gene Ontology annotation, cellular component: endoplasmic reticulum; extracellular exosome; Golgi membrane. Lineage: Eukaryota; Metazoa; Chordata; Actinopteri; Acipenseriformes; Acipenseridae. The record is from RefSeq and is a predicted model, not a curated record. The transcript has 12 exons. The coding region runs from base 300 to 2156 and encodes 618 amino acids. Gene Ontology annotation, molecular function: calcium ion binding; mannosyl-oligosaccharide 1,2-alpha-mannosidase activity.